AAACGAAAUGAACGUCAUUCCACUCGGUAGUGUGUUAUUGGUAUACAUAUUCGUAUAAAUUGCCGUGUGUAUUAAGGAAAAUUCUUUCAAUAAACAUUCAAAAAUAAUAGUUUUCUCGUAAUGUCGGAAACCAAGAAAGUACUGUUCGUGUGCUUGGGAAAUUCUUGUCGCUCACCGAUGGCUGAAUCGGUUCUAAGAUCAUUUGCAGUUGAUAACAAUAAUUUGUUCAUCGACAGUGCGGCUAUUGCCGACUGGAACGUUGGGCGUUCUCCAGAACCGCGUUGUAUCCAAGUAUUGGCUGAACACAACAUGACAUCCGACCACAUAACGAGACAAAUUUCUGAUAAUGACUUCUUGGAGUUUGACUACAUAUUUGGUAUGGAUGAUUACAACAUAGAAGAUUUAAAGGAAAGAGCACCUCAGACAUCGAAAGCUAAAAUUUUACUUCUUGGCGAAUAUGACUACAACAAACCGAAUGUGAUACCAGAUCCGUACUUUGAUCGUGGUAUACAUGGAUUUAGAAGUGCAUAUGAGCAAAUAUACCGUAGCUGUAAAAAUUUCUAUCAAGACGAAAUAUUGCAAAAUAAAGUUUAAUAAAAUUGAAUCCCUAGAAUCUCCAGAAACACUGUACAAAAAUGAAAAAGUAAAUAAAUUUUUAUUUGAAGA
Messenger RNA from Bradysia coprophila, 666 nucleotides. RefSeq names its product low molecular weight phosphotyrosine protein phosphatase 1-like. Gene Ontology annotation, biological process: protein dephosphorylation. Lineage: Eukaryota; Metazoa; Arthropoda; Insecta; Diptera; Sciaridae. Gene Ontology annotation, cellular component: cytoplasm. Gene Ontology annotation, molecular function: acid phosphatase activity; non-membrane spanning protein tyrosine phosphatase activity. The record is from RefSeq and is a predicted model, not a curated record.